Messenger RNA from Pseudozyma hubeiensis SY62, 2046 nucleotides. RefSeq lists its product as hypothetical. Bases 1 to 2046 code for a protein of 681 amino acids. Gene Ontology annotation, biological process: transcription initiation at RNA polymerase II promoter. Gene Ontology annotation, cellular component: transcription factor TFIID complex. The transcript has a single exon. Gene Ontology annotation, molecular function: protein heterodimerization activity. The record is from RefSeq and is a predicted model, not a curated record. NCBI's taxonomy places the organism in Eukaryota, Fungi, Basidiomycota, Ustilaginomycetes, Ustilaginales, Ustilaginaceae.
AUGCCGGCAGGAAGCGUGCCCAGCUGGGCCAUGACCUCCUCCUCGGCAAAGCUGUUCGGCGACGGUGACACCAAAGCGAACGGUCGCGCAGCAGCGGAUGCCCAGCUUGCAUCUUCGAGCGACAAGACCGCCUAUUCCUCAGCAGCAUCGCAGCAGCAGCAAUCCAGCACAGAUACACCAUCGAGACCCGUCACCGCUAUCGACUACGCCUCAGGACAAGCUGCAGCGGAUGCAGAGCACGAAAAGCCGUAUCAACCAAAACGCAAGCAGAAGCCCACCACGCAUUGCCCGCCGCUCACGUCCAUCGCCUCGUCUUCUCGCGUUCCUUACUCGAUACCUCACAUUGACGAGCCGAGCGCAAAUGAAGCGCUCUUUCAGCUCAUAGCGGUGCAGGCAAAGCGAGCAGGCUUCGACGCCACCACUUCUUCGGCACUGCACGAGGUCAGCCAACUCGCGAAAAAUUUCCUCACUUCGGUCUUCUCGGCAGCCACGCACGCAGCCGAGAUGUCUUCUCGAGAUCAACCCUCGGCCAGAGAUCUCAUUUAUGCGCUCGAGACGCACGGUCAGCCCAUCCGCGAACUGCGAGACUUUCACCGAAAAGAGCCAGUUGAUGAUGCAGACGAGACUAGCAAGGCAAGAGCCAAGGCAAAGGAGCAUGCGAGCGCACCAAAGACAUAUCCAGCCAGAACUCGAGCAGCUAGGCGGAUACGAGAUGCAGGCAGUGUACGGGAGGAGAACGAAGACUGGACGCAGGCAAGCGACGCCUUUCUGCCGUCCGACUCGGACGACGGCUCGGAGAUGGAUGCAUGGUCUGUCAGCAGCGACUCGGACGACGAGCACGGCAACCGCCGCGCCGCGGUGCAUGCUCGAGUCAUGAAGCGCAAGCACGACAAUGCGCGUGCACUAGCAAAGCAGCAACGUCGACAGGAGAAGCUGCGUCAACCUUCGUCGGGAGAGCAAAGCACUUCAACAUCCUCGAGGGAUCUCAGAGCGCUCACCUCCGGAGAACAGGCGUGGCGACGGGUGGCCAACCACGUCGUCCCGCGUCACUUGCCGGGGAUGCCACCCAGACACGCAUGGAUGCAGACGCCUGCGUAUCCGACCAACGCCUACGGCUCCUUGCUGGGUGGUGCCGGUGAUGCUGACGAAGAAGCGAGCAAAGGCAAAAGGGAUCCGCUCGUGUUGGUCAACCGGAAGCUCGCCAAUGCUAGGCUGGUCGAGGCUUCAUUGAGGAAGUUGAUUCAAAACACGGAUGGUGCUGCCGCAUCAGCAUACGCCUCUUCGUCGACACACACGAAGGCUGCCAUCACCACAUCGAGCGCAGAUCAAGCAGCGUCUGCCGCGGCAAGGAAGGAGGUAUCUCCGACCUCUUCAGCUCCUCCGCCGUCCACGUCAGUGGCGGCAUCUGCGAGUGGAGGCUUCGCAGUACCCAAGACACCCGCCAGCGGCGCUAGUGUGAGCGGACUGACACUGCGACUCAACCGCAAGAUCAGUCUUUCAGCUUCCGCUUUCAACUCGCCUACGCAGACGCAACCAUCGACGCCGAUCGCCAGCCGCAGAGCAUCGACUGCUCUGGGCGUCGGUGGAGCUGCGAGCGCGAGCGGAGCAUCGGGCACACCGAUCGGCAUGGGUAUGUCGAUGGGCUGGGGAGGCGAGCCGCUCAUGUCGCCGCUUACACCUGCGUCGGCAAAUCCAGGAGGAUUUCCAACCCCCUACCCACCGACACCUGUGGGAGCGUACGGGCAGUACUUUGGAUCCGGCGCCAGCGGCGCAGGUGCGGGUGGAUACCGAUCCAGAUCUCAGUCUAUUGUUGGAGCGCAUGGAGAAGCGUAUGGCGGCGCAUUGACAGGUGCGGGAGACGGUAGCGGCGCCACGGCUCCCGAUCAGCUAGGUGUCAGGUUGCCGGGUGCGGUAAAUUACAAGAACGUGUGGUAUGCGCCAGGCAGCACCAUCGCCAGCGGUGGCUUGGCUGCGAGCGGCGCUUCGGCCAAGUCGACGGGCAAUCAUCCCCGCUCAGUCAAGAGGAUGCGGAAGUGGAAGGUGUAG